Molecule: messenger RNA, 2766 nt
Organism: Erpetoichthys calabaricus (reedfish)
Lineage: Eukaryota; Metazoa; Chordata; Cladistia; Polypteriformes; Polypteridae
Gene: cgasa
Product: cyclic GMP-AMP synthase a
Exons: 5
Coding region: 244-1923 (559 amino acids)
Biological process (GO): activation of innate immune response; DNA damage response; negative regulation of double-strand break repair via homologous recombination
Cellular component (GO): cytosol; nucleus; site of double-strand break
Molecular function (GO): 2',3'-cyclic GMP-AMP synthase activity; chromatin binding; double-stranded DNA binding
Source: RefSeq, a predicted model, not a curated record
GCUAAUAUUCUCACCGAGCGCGGGAGACAGAUGUGUGCUAAUCGACUUGUUUAAAAAAAUUUGAACUGUUUAGGCGGGACAUACUUAAUGAGGAGCGCACUGGCGGAAUAGCCAUUUAAGGCGCGUUACUCAAACAGAAACUAAGACGAUUCUUUUUAAGAGCAAACCUUAUGAGUGGUUAUCUUUUUGGUGUCGUAAGUUACAGAACAGAGACUUCUUGGCAAAAAUAAAUCGGUGAAUAAAAUGGCAAGCAAAAAUGCAAUCGGCAAUCGGGAAGAGGAUUUUUCUAAAAACAAAGUAAAAAACGUUGCAGCAACUAACAAAGCAGCGAAGAAAAACGCAGCUGGCGGCAGAGCCAAGAGCCCCGCUGCAGGUGGCAAGAGAGCCAAGAGCCCCGCUGCGGGUGGCAAGAGAGCCAAGAGCCCCGCUACGGGUGGCAGCAGAGCCAAGAGCCCUGAGACAGCUGGCACGAGAGCCAAAAGCCCCGCUGCAGGAGGCACCAGACCCAAGAGCGCCGUCGCGGGUGGCAGGAAAGUCGGUGCUGCUUCGAAGGCUAGCAGCAGAGCCAAGAGCCCCGGUGAGGCUGGCAGAAGGGCCACGAGCCCGCCACCUCCUGCUCCCAUCCCUGCCAACGAGGCUGCGCCCCGAGUCUCGGGGACAUCCCAGGACAGGGCGACGAAUUCGGACAGUACUCGAAGAGGUAGCUGUCGCGGCAGACCGUCAACUCGCCAAGGUAGCGCUGAGUUCCCGAACGUGGAAGAGGAAGCGUGUCCCGAGCGGGCACCUCCACCCUCGCCCGACAUUCAGGUCCCAGCUGAGGACUUAAAUCGAAUUCUGCUUAAAGUUCUGGACAGCAUAAAAAUACGCCAGACGGACAAAUCCGAGGCGUCGAAGCAAGUGAAUGAUUUGAUGAAGGAGAUUUUGUCGCAGCUCAAGGAGCUGGGGGUCUCGCAGCAGAACACUGGGAGCUACUAUGAAUUUGUUAAGAUUUCAGAAGCGAACGAGUUCGACUUCAUGCUGACCAUGCCGGUGGACCGAGUGAAGUUGGAAACAUUCGGCGAGGAAGUCGCCUUCUACCACGUCUCUUUGAAGAGAAACGCAAAAAAGGAACUCGAGAAUUUUGUAGUGGAUGAGACGACGCUGUCAGCGAACUUAAUGCUCACAGAAUUCAGGAAAGAAAUCAAGAAGAUUUUACGGAAAUCUAAAGUGGACGCUCACCUUCAAAGAAAGAAGCCGGGCUGUCCUGCCAUCACCCUGUCAUUAAAGAAUGCAAAAGAAAACGGAAAAGACAUUGAAGUGGACAUUGUCCCUGGGCUGGAAGUGCAUAGCAGCUGGCCCCCUGCAACAAAUGAAGGUUUCAAAAAAAUCGAUACAUGGCUUGGAACAAAAGUUAAGAGAACAUUGAAACAGGAACCAUUUUACCUUGUACCUAAAUAUGUGGGUGAUGGAACUACAAAAAGAAACGGAGUCUUGGCAAAAGAUGUAUGGCGCAUUUCUUCUUCAAACAUUGAGAAGAAGAUUUUAAAAGAACAUGGUCAAACAAGGACAUGCUGUGAAGCUCAUGGUGUAAAAUGUUACAGGAAACAAUGCCUUAAACUGCUGAAAUAUUUACUGCAAAAGCUAAAGGAAAAACACCCCCGGGAACUGUCCAAAUUUUCCUCAUACUUUAUGAAGACCACCUUGUUGCAUGUUUGUGCAAAGCAGCCAGAAGAUGCACAAUGGAGUUUAAACAAUCUCUCCCAACGCUUUCUGCAGCUUGUGACUGAUCUCAUUGAGUACUUGCGCUCGGGGAACCUUCCUCAUUUCUUCAUUCCAGAAUGUAAUCUUCUAGAAACCAUUACCACCCAAGCAAACAGAGCGUUUUUAAUCACUAAGCUGGAAUAUGAAUUGAACAACUGGUUUCCAAUUUUUAAGCCAUUGUGAGGCGAUAAUAAAAGUUGGCGACGCUGCGCAACUCUGUGCACUUUGCUUCUUUGCACCUUGCAUGUUUUCUGCACAACUAGACACCCAUCUAGUGUAAAGAUCAACUGCUUCUGCUGGUAUCAGAUCACAAUGGAGCUCCACGCUUCGGUUUAGUGUCAGUUAAUGUUGUUUCCUUUUUCUAUGUUGUUUCCAUCAGUUUAUAUUUAAGUUUACAGUGAAUUACUUUCCUGUAGAGCAGAGGGUCCUCGAUCACGGUCCUGGAGGGCUGCAGAUUUUUCUUCCAACUAGUUUCCUAAUUAGAACACACUAUUUGCAAUACGAUGUAACUAUUUGGCUUGUCCAAGAGAAAUUUGAAUUGCACUGUAGAGUUUCCUUCUUUGAGAACAUUAAAUCUGUUGUGGUCCACAAAACACAUGGCUAAACUGAACGGUCCUUCCAAUUUCUAAACACAUUUUUUUAAAAACACAGAUACUUCAUGGUGCAUUUGCAUGUUAGCUAGAGAGUUGCUGGUUUAUUGGUUAUCUGCAUUUCAUAAUUAACUAAUGUCUGGUUAAGAAAACAGGCAACAAUUAAAUAUUAAAUGCAGCUCCUAAAAACUAAAAUAGGCAACGAAGGGUUCUGAAUUGCAAUUCAAAAGAUAACUAAAAUGAAGCCCAAAAAGCGUGUUGCUUCAGUAGUAAAUGAAUGAGUUCCAAUUAAGGAACUGGCUGGAAUGAAAACCUGCAGCCACUGCGGCCCUCCAGGACUGUGACUGAGGACCCCUUCUGUAGAGUUUAUUAUUUUCCAUGAAUUUUCUUCAUUAUUGUAAAGUUCUAUUAAAACCUUUUCCCUCCGUUUUAAUAA